CCACCCGAAACGAACAACGGUGGAAACUCCGGCUAAAGACGCCAAGUUAAGAACUGCCGGUGAAAUAGUCUGACUUCCGGGUUUAUGUCCGGGUCGAGCUGCCCACAGAGCAUGCGCAGUCACAUGUGCGGGGUAAGUGUGACUCCCAUAAUGCCUCUCGGCUACGUGCACGAACAGCCAAAGGCAUGAUGGCAGUAACGCAGUGUACAUCAGUGUAUUUAGUGCUUUGUCGUAAUAUUAAUUUAUUUUUUAAAUAUUCAAGUAAAAACUCACAAUCGCCUUCAUUUAUUCACAUUUCUCAUCAAGUUUUCAUAUCGCACUUGACGUUCACGAGACGCCACAUGACCGCGCUUUGCUGUGCUCGUACACACCUGUGACGUCACUCUGGGAAGUAAGACUUUUCUGCGCUGUUUUUGGCUUUUUACAAAUGUGAAACUCCACGAAUUAAAAAUAUAGCAUAAGAUCUAUAGAAGCACGUGUCCAUGUCUCGAGGUGUCCUGUGGCUACUUUUACACGCGUCUCUUUUACUAUUGUGAUCGAUUUUGUAUCUCAGUAUACUGAGAUACUAUCUCAAUAUAAUGAAUAAUAUUCAUGAAUAAUGAAUAGAUAACGAGUAAACCCGCUCUAAACAAAUUAAAACUAACUAAUUAAAAAAAAAAGAAAAAGUCUAAACUAAAUAAAAACUAAAACGACUGUAACGUUUGUCCUACAAACCAGAAUUGUAAAAUAAAAAAGAACACAAAAUAAAAGAAAAUAUUUAUUUAUUUACCAUUGAAAGUGUUCAAACGGACGAACCCCCCUGUAACUUAAAUAACCACAUCUUCAGUUCCGGUAGGAACUACUCUGUGUUCCCCUCCUAAUACGCAACAGCCGCGUUUUAAUGUGUUAGAUUUUUGAAAAAUGUCAUAUUUAUUUCCACAUUGUCAUGAUGUAUGUUUAUUAAUGGCAGCUCAGUUUUUUGUGUGUGUGGUUUUUUAAAAAAAAAUAACAUCCCGGAACUUUAUCCGGCCGGCUGGCGGUCAUGUUUUGAUGUCGGACCACGGACUCAAACAUGUGAGCGAUGGCUUCAUCCGCUCAGGAGGUGAUUCUGCUCGGUGUGUGUGACGGAGAGCUCGAGCCAAAGAGACACCGGUCCUCACACCUCACUAACAAAGUGGGGGGUCACCCGGACUGGUCUCCGGUCAUCUCUCCGCCGUGGCCCCGCUGUGGUCACUGCGGAGCCCCGUUAGCUCACGUGGCUCAGAUCUACUGCCCCCUGGAGGCGUCGCCCUACCACAGGACCCUGCGUCUGUUCGCGUGCCCGGGUGCAGAGUGCUGCGGCAGGGCAGAGAGCUGGAGGGCGAUCCGCUCUCAGAGUCUGGAAGCUGAGCGGGAACCCAGCAGGUCUGUGCCCGCUCAGGAGGCUCCUCUGUCGGCCACAGACUGGUGUGACACCGCUGACGACUGGGGCGUGGAGGAGGAGGAGGAGGGGGACGACUGGGGAGGAGGAGGGGGAGUGAAGGAGGACACCCAGGUGAAGGAGGACGCAGAAGCAGGGGGCGCUGUUCUCAGCUGCAGACUCCAGGACCUCUCUUUGGGAGAGUCACAUGACGACGUUCCUGUUUUCCGCUCGUUCUUCGUCAGCGUGGUGGACGAGUCGGAUCUUGGCGGCGAGGACGACGUGGACCACGUCCAGCAGCUGUUGAGGGAGUACGAGAGCAGAGAGGGCGUGGCAGUGGGCGGGCUGGACUGUGGCGAGGGCGUCGGCGAUCGCGGGCAGGAGAAGUACGAGAAGUCAAGAGCCAGACACGGAGAUGCCAUCUUCUCCAGGUUCAUGAAGAGGAUCUCGAUCUGUCCUCAACAGAUCCUGCGUUACUGUCGCGGCGGGAGGCCGCUCUUCAUCUCCGAGCCGCCGGCGAACGCGGCUCCGGUGGCGACGCCGUGCGGCUCCUGCGGAGGAUCCAGAACGUUUGAGCUGCAGCUGAUGCCAGCGCUGGUCAGUCAGCUGCGGAGGAAGGACGCCGAGGCGGAGCUGGAGUUCGGGACGGUUCUGGUUUACACCUGCACCAACAGCUGCUGGACAGAAGGCUCCGGAUCAGCCGUGGAAGAGUUCUGCUACGUUCAGGGCGACCCGGACCAGAAGCUGUUUAAAUGAGAUGGAGUGGUCAGGUUGGUCAGAUGGAAGCUGGUCUGGUGGACCUUCUCUCUCUCCAUUACCAACGUCAACGUCCACCCGGGACACCUGUGCCUGUGAACUUUGGAUUUCAAAAACCAACAUGGCACAGGUCAAAUCCAGAGGCUUCACAACGUCCACUUUUCAUGACAGAUGUUCUGAUUUGACUUUUAUGUCCAAUACAAUAUGACAAUUGUGACAAUAUUCCACCUCCUGCUGUUUGUUUUUCUCUGCUGCUUCUUCUUCUUCUUCUGUUUCCACGGUUUCUCCCGCUGCUGCUUUUCUAAUUAUAAAAACACAGGAGAUUUUU
This is a messenger RNA of Solea solea (common sole), 2462 nucleotides long. RefSeq names its product programmed cell death 2-like (gene pdcd2l). The record is from RefSeq and is a predicted model, not a curated record. Gene Ontology annotation, cellular component: cytoplasm. The transcript has 2 exons. Bases 1061 to 2134 code for a protein of 357 amino acids. Lineage: Eukaryota; Metazoa; Chordata; Actinopteri; Pleuronectiformes; Soleidae.